GCUUCAGUCUCUGCUUGGGACGCGAAGGUUCAAGAGCGCGGCUUUACGAACGGAUCCUCUCGGAUUACGCGAGGCGCGCAUAUACAGAGAGAGAGAGAGAGAGAGAGAAAGAGAAAGAGAAUAUAUACACACAAAUAGAUAACGGCGAUUCUCAUAGUUGACAUCGUUCACGUUCCUUACGCAGAUGCCAAAAGAGGAAGAAUUCGAAUUUGGAGACAACGAAGAAAUCACUAAUCGAGCGACGCAAUUCACACACGCUCGCUACUCUCGGGAAAUUUCGUGAUGUAGGCGUUCGAGUAGCAAUCAUAGUGACAGAGCCUACCUCCCGCUCGUGGUUGCUUCGACGAAGAGGUUAGACGCGCGUUAUACGCAUUUUCCGACUCCCGGCUCGGUGAAUAUACGUAUAUAAAUAUAUACACGUACAUAGAUAAUAUUCCGGUGUGGCUCAUGCGAAUUUUCUCGCGAGUGUUCAUCGUCAAUCGCUUCAGAGGAUCCUCGCUCUGCUAAACAACGCAUUCACAUCGUAAGAAUCAUCGAUCAUGGCGGUACUACUGGAAGCCAGGCCUUACAGGCCUUUCAAAUCUUCAGAGGAGUAUUUGGUCGCGAUGAAGGAGGACUUGGCCGAAUGGUUGAAUGCACUUUAUCCGGAACUUAGAAUCAAUGUUGACAAUUUUAUGGAUCGAUUGGACACUGGCGUGGCAUUAUGCAAACACGCAAACAACGUAAGAAAAUCCGCAGCGGAAUACGUGGCACGUCGGCAAGCACGGAAAAUCUCGAUGACACGUUCGAUAACGUCGUCAUUGGCGUUACCAAUGUCCCAACUGAGCGACGUCGCCUUUUUGCCGAACGCAAAAGCAGGAACCUUCUUUGCACGUGACAACGUCUCAAAUUUCAUUGGUUGGUGCCGUAACAGUCUUGGUAUCAUCGAAUGUCUUCUCUUCGAGACCGAUGAUCUGAUAAUGCGGAAGAACGAGAGGCACGUGAUACUCUGCAUGCUCGAGGUAGCAAGACGCGGUGCAAAAUUUGGUAUGCUCGCACCGAUGUUGGUCCAAAUGGAAAGACAGAUCGAUCGUGAGAUCGCUGCUGAAAACAAAGCUGCCAACGGUACGCAAGCCAAUGGUAAUUCGAACGAGGACAGCGACGACGAAUACGCCGACAUGCAUCAGGAAGAACCUUGCCUCAUUUACGGUCCUCAGCCACAGAUCGUUACUAACGAUCUCAAGAGUCUCGACGAGAUGGUUCGAGAUUUAGUCGAGAGAUGCACCUGUCCGACGCAAUUCCCAAUGAUUCGAGUAUCCGAAGGGAAAUAUCGUAUUGGAGACACCAAAGUUCUCAUAUUCGUUCGUAUUCUACGUAGUCACGUGAUGGUACGAGUUGGUGGUGGUUGGGACACUCUCAGUCAUUAUUUGGACAAACACGAUCCUUGUCGAUGUAGAACUUCACAUCGUUCGAUGAUUUCCGCAAAAUUGAUUCAAAAAGCCGGUGGCUCGUUCGAUCUUGGCAGUGCGCAGGUGCAUUACGAAAGAUCACCUCCAAGGACUCGAAGAAGUUCCGCGUCUAGCGUUGGUUCUUGCGCUGGCACGACGUUACAGAAUCAGCAAUCAGCAGCAGCGGCAGCAGCAGCUGCUGCUGCUGCUGCAGCAGCAACAACUGCAGCUAUAGGUACUAUUGGACAGCUGCACGCGCCCAGAAGCGUUUCAAGCAAUCGUUCGAGAUCGCCCACACCUCAGCAAACCAAUAAACACCAUCACCAACACCAAUAUCACCAUCAUCAGCAACAACAACAACAGCUGGGAGAUGAUCAACAGAGAAAGAUAAAUCGUUCGAGGAGUCCAACUCCUCAGAGGAAAUUUUUAAACAGUCCGAGUCAUCAUCAACAAGGAACAAAUAUUGGCGACUUAGGGAAACAAAGAUCAAGGUCACCCACUCCUAAGGUAAUCUUGAGAUCUAGAAGUCCAACUCCCAAGGUUGACCAACAACAUGUCAAGAUCGCCAGUAGUGUCGUUGACUCACCCAGAAAGAUCUUCAAUGACGAUUCUCGAACUCUCGCCAGUCAGGCCAAACAUUCGUCGGAUCCGAAGAGAGAGUUGCACCAGGAGAUCAAAGCGAAAGUGCCGCUUUCGGAAGAGUUCACGAAGAGAUACGUGGUUGAUGGCGGAGUAGCACGAAGGGCGGUCGAAAGGGAGGACACACCGAAAUACGAGCCAACGAUUUACAAUUACAAGUGCCGAGAGGAUUCGAGCAGUCGUAGCCCUACUCCAAGUCCACCCGCCAUUAAGGAAGAACCAGCAUUGGAAAGUUUUACAAAGGACACCACCACGGUCACCUCCAAUGUUCAUUACGCAAAAUCACUUCACGGCGAUGGGGAACAUUCGGACAAUUGCAGCGAAGUAUCCGACGAGGGCUAUCGAAGUCUUGGUGCCGUUCAACCAUCAACGGCCAAUGGAAAUUCUGCUCCCAACGCCCAAUCUUCACCGACGGUUGCCGAUUCUCAAAAGCAACCCAUGAAAACGGAGCAGCAAAACGAGGAGAGAUCUUGCGUAGAGACCGAAAGUAUCGAGACCGGUCUACGAAAGACUAGAAUAGGGCCGGGUAGUCCAUUGAGAGCGUCACCAGCGAGAAGCGUGGCCUCUUCUUCCGGUGACAGAACGCCGAGAGCUGGCUCGGUAAUACGAGAGAACAGUAACGUAUCGAGAGCAUCGUCGGGUAGCAGGACGCCAAGGGAAAGUAAUUCCAGUCCGGAAGGGAGUCCAUUGAAACGUGGGACGAUUAGAAACAGUUUACGAAAGCCACCAACUGGUAGUCUGAGUAAAGCUUCGGCGUUACCGAAGUCCAGUCAUCUUAGCACCAGCGGUAGCAAUACGUGGAACGGUCGACAGGCUAGACAGAGGCCUAGUUUGCAAUCCGACACCUUUUUGAAUCCACAAGGAUCGGCAACUUGCGCGACUACGCCGAGCUUUUCGAGAAAGAGCACGGUUAGACAGAGUUUACCCAGGCCUGCUAGCAACGGUGCACCGCAGUACGAUAGAAACGGUCGUAGAAUCAAACAAUCUGCAACCGGUUCGCUCCAAUCGUCACCGACCAAAGUGGCCAAUCCUUUGUUGGAACAGAUCCUACAGAAAGUUGGACACUUGCGGGACGAUCGCGAGGUCGUACAAAAAUUGCAGGAUCUUUUGAGGGAUUAUCAGGUUAACAGUCUCGGUGAGAACGAUCCUACUCUUGAAUUUACCAGAGCCUGGAUAGACGGUAAUGGAACCGUUGCUCUUCCUCAAGAUAGUCAAAUAGUUGCAAGCCCGAGAAAGGAUCCCAAGGCGGCUUCCGAAAGAGGUGGCUUCUCGAGAAUACCAGCACCCAUUUACAAAAGGCCCAUGUCCGUCGCUUCGGACAGUGUCUGAGAAUGGUCCUUUAUCCUUAACCGGGAAUACGAUCGCUCGUCAUCGGUUAUAUCAUUUCGCGAUAUACCGAUUCGGUGAUCCCAACGAAAUAUAUUUUUUUCUCUUGAAUCUUCUCUUGCUUGCAACGACGGUAAUAAACGUUUUAUUAUCAAAACGAUAUCGUCUUCGUCGGUCGUAAGCAACGGAUUAUCUUUGUAAUGUCUAACGAGAAGAAAAAAUUUAACAAAACCACUAUGGUGCACGGAUUAAUCGGUAUCUUACGACGAAUGAUUUUUUAAACGACGACGACGACGACGACGACGAUGAAUGAUAAUUAAUUACGAUGCCGGUGCUCGGACGAUGAUGGUGCUUGAACGAUACGCGACGUAUGUACGUAUUUCGAUUUCGUAGAAUUUCUCGGCGAAUUACCUUGUCGAACGAACUGAAUGAACGAAAUCAAUGAUCAAUAACGAGAUCCGAUAUUAUGGAAGAACGGCUAAUUUUAAUAAAGGUAUUGCCGAUCUUGCGUACUAUAAUUACUAUUACUACUACACUACUACUAUACUAUUACUACUGCUACUACUACGAUAACUUCCCGAUCGAACUCGUACUUGAAAGGGACGACUCUCUUCUUUUUUUUUUUCCACGAACGAAACGAGCCUAAUCUCUUGAUCGAUUGAUUAUCGACGCCGAGCAAAAUAAAUACAAAUGAUAUUAGAAAAAAAAUUGAAGGAAAAAAAGAAAAAAUACGAACACGAUAAAUCGAGAUAUACCUUGUAAUCUUUGAAUCGAUCAUUCUCUUUCGAUAAGCUCGACUCACUAGAUAUCAUCGACGCUAUCGAGAACAGGUGUUAAAGGUAAGACAGUGACAGAAAGAAAAAGAGAGAGAGAGAGAGAGAGAAAAGAGAAUAAGCUCGUUUCUUCGAAAAAAGGAGAGAACAUUUGCGCGUUUCCGUGGGUCGGCUCGACCCUUCAAGGUCGAUCUCUCGAAAACUCGAGGUGUAGCGCGUCACGGUGCUUUUUUUAGAUUAGUAAGCGGGAUCGACGACGACGACGAACCAACCCAUGCUCUUCUCGGUUCUCGGUUCUCCAAUCAAAGUUUUCCUCGUUAACCAUAUAAUAUAAUACGUACAUAGUAUAAUAUUUUACGAUAUUCGUCGAUCUUCAAACCCACGCUUUUUAUUAAUCCCUCCAUACUUUCUCUACAUCUUCAUCUCCCUCUCCUCCUACCUUUACCUUUCAUCUCUACCUCUCACCUCUGACCUCAUCUAAUUUUUCCUUUCGAAACGAUACACGUACACGAAAUGAUGCAUGCCUUAAAUCAGAGACAGACUUUGCUCGUCGUCGAUCGUCGCCAUCGCGCGAUCCGUGUGCGUUUCUUAUUGAAAUUAUUUAUUUUAUAUAGUCUAUCGGUUGUAUUUAUUGAACAGAGAGAUAGAUAGAGUCAGAGAGAGAGAGAGAGAGAGAGACAGAAAGAAAAAGAGAGAAAGAGAAAGAGAGAAUUUAUUUACGCGUUAAGACCUCGUUUGUCAGACCUGACCAAUCGCGUGAUGUGCUCAAGGACGAAGAGACACACGAAUUUUUCGAUAAAGAAGCUCGAGAAAAAAAUUUACCAAAAAAAGAAACAAAAAUAAAGAUUGCAAUUUUCGUCCUUCUUCUCUUUCUCUCGAACUCUCGAACUCUCGUCUCGCUCGUUUCUAACGUUGUCGGAUAUUUCGAAGGAAGUAAUUAUUUAGAAUUUGUCUGGGUAAAUAUCCUUCGUGUUGAAGAAUGAUGGAAAUUUAAUCAAAGUCUUUAUCGAAAAUUUUAUCAUAGAUACGUACAUUUACGCGCAAGUAUACGCAUUGACAAGCGAGCAUUUAUAUAUAUACACUUUAUUCCUCUUUAACCCUUAUCCUCAACCUUCACCCCUCACCUCUUAACCCUAAAACCCUUUUAUAUCCUUCUUCUACAGAUAAGACCUCUUUUGAAAGGAGAGAGAGAGAAAGAGAGAGAGAGAGAGAGAGAAAGAGAAAGAGAGAAAGAUAACACAAUAACAAUAUACGAAAUACAUAUACAUAUAUAUCGUGUAGAUAGCAACAUGACGGUGUCGGUGUGCGGACGAAUACCAUUCCAAUGUUUAACUGUUUUUUAUACCAAACGCGAUAGUAGACCAUUUUUUACACAGAUUACCAAGUGUCUUAGAAAAGAAAGAAGGAAAGCGACAGAGGGAGAGAGAGAGAGAGAAAGA
Messenger RNA from Vespula pensylvanica (western yellowjacket), 5604 nucleotides. Its product is annotated as GAS2-like protein pickled eggs. The record is from RefSeq and is a predicted model, not a curated record. The transcript has 9 exons. NCBI's taxonomy places the organism in Eukaryota, Metazoa, Arthropoda, Insecta, Hymenoptera, Vespidae. Gene Ontology annotation, cellular component: stress fiber; actin filament; microtubule plus-end. Gene Ontology annotation, biological process: protein localization to microtubule plus-end; regulation of microtubule polymerization or depolymerization; actin crosslink formation. The coding region runs from base 540 to 3395 and encodes 951 amino acids. Gene Ontology annotation, molecular function: microtubule binding; cytoskeletal adaptor activity; actin filament binding.